CAACAGCCCCUUGAAGUAAAUUACUUCUCCCAUGGCAACCAUGCAAUCUUCCAACAACCUAGUACUCCUCUCAGCCGCCUUUCUCCUCCUCGUACUGCUGGCAGCCAUGUGUCCAACCAAAACGACUUGUCGUCAGCUGGACGACGACCAAAUCAUCAUGCGGCUGAAGCACGAGGACUGGAUGGUCAAACACUCCAGGUCCUACAAAGACGAGGCAGAGAAGGAGAGAAGGCUACUUAUCUUCAACGACAACGCCAGACUCGUCGAGGCUUUUAAUAACAACAACAACGGUAAGAACGCCGGGUUCAAGCUUGGGCUCAACAAGUUUGCCGACCUUACCAACGAAGAGUUCCGGUCCACGUACUUGGGCUACAAACGCCGCCACUCUUCUUCCCUGAAACAAUCCACCGCCGCCACCUUCCGGUAUGCUGACGUGUCAGCCGUUCCUGCCACCAUGGACUGGAGGAAGUCCGGCGUCGUCACACCUGUCAAAGACCAAGCCAAAUGUGGGGGCAUGUUGGGCGUUUUCGGCGGUGGCAGCGAUGGAAGGAAUCACAAAGCUGAAAACGGGGAAGCUGAUCUCCCUGUCGGAGCAAGAGCUCAUAGACUGCGACGUGGAGGGCGAGGAUGGAGGUUGUGAAGGCGGGCUGAUGGACAACGCCUUUACCUUCAUUCGGGCCAAAGGCGGCCUGGCGACGGAAGCCCAAUACCCUUACCAAGCCCAGGACGGCACAUGCAACAAGAAACGGUCCUCUUCUCCUGCGGCCAAGAUAAAGGGCUACGAGGACGUCCCCGCCAACAGCGAGCGAGCUCUGAUGCAGGCCGUGGCUCAUCAGCCGGUGUCCGUGGCCAUAGAAGGCGGCGGGUUUAUGUUCCAGCUGUACGGGAGCGGGGUUUUCGAGGGAUCUUGCGGAACGGAGCUUGACCAUGCAGUCACUGCGGUUGGCUACGGGACGAAUGGCGACGGGAGUAAGUAUUGGGUGCUGAAGAACUCGUGGGGGAAGGGAUGGGGAGAGGAUGGGUAUAUGAGGAUCAAGAAGGAUGUUUCUGAGACUGAAGGGUUGUGUGGUCUGGCAAUGGAAGCUUCUUAUCCUACAGCGUGAUAAUGAUAUGUAUAUAUAUAUAUAUAUAUAUAUAAAAAGAGAUAAUGGAGUGGUAAAUGGUACUCGGUCGAUCGUGUGACAUAAAUAAUUGAUGAACCUAUAAAUUAAAUGUAGUAGGUACUUGUUUAAUUUUUAGUAUGCAUGUAUAGUAUAUUUGUCAAUAACUAGAUGUAAAGUCAAAUUCAGUUCAGAAAAAAGGUGUAAGUUCAAAGUGAUGUAUGUAUUUGCUCAUGGUAUAAAGGAUUGCUGGAUGGCUGGUGAUUAUUUAUAAUCGUUGUUAUAAGAAUCGGACCGGUUCGACAAGUAAACCGGUG
Molecule: messenger RNA, 1417 nt
Organism: Linum tenue
Lineage: Eukaryota; Viridiplantae; Streptophyta; Magnoliopsida; Malpighiales; Linaceae
Source: the annotation of a GenBank genome assembly